Penicillium macrosclerotiorum is the source of this 2436-nucleotide messenger RNA. RefSeq names its product DNA replication licensing factor MCM7. The transcript is spliced from 4 exons. Gene Ontology annotation, biological process: DNA replication; DNA strand elongation involved in DNA replication; DNA replication initiation. The record is from RefSeq and is a predicted model, not a curated record. NCBI's taxonomy places the organism in Eukaryota, Fungi, Ascomycota, Eurotiomycetes, Eurotiales, Aspergillaceae. The coding region runs from base 1 to 2436 and encodes 811 amino acids. Gene Ontology annotation, cellular component: nucleus; MCM complex. Gene Ontology annotation, molecular function: ATP binding; single-stranded DNA helicase activity; ATP hydrolysis activity.
AUGGCUCUGCUUCAAUACCAAGCACCGGUUGACUAUGCCGCGCAACUGGAUGGCUUCAAGGACUUCUUGAGCCAUUUCAAGACGCUUCAAUCGACCUCGGAAGCUGCUGCGACCGAGGCGAUGGAGGAGCUGAACAUCGAUGGAAACCGCACUAGUGAUGAAUAUGACUUCAUGGACGACGUGGAUGACGAGGGUACAACUCCCCAUGGAGCAAGACGGCGCCGGGAGCCGAAGCUCAAGUACAUGCAAAUUUUGCAGGAUAUUGCCAACAGGGAUGCCACAAACAUUGUGAUUGAGUUAGACGAUCUGGAAAUUUUCGAAAAAGCUCUUCCGGAGGAGCAGCAGAACUUGAAGCUUGUCGACUCGAUCCAAAAGAACACCAAGCGCUAUAUCGAGGUCUUUUCGCAGGCGGUCGAUACGGUCAUGCCAAAGGAGACAAAAGACUUUACAUUCAAGGAUGACGUUCUUGAUGUGAUUAUGGAACAGCGUGAAGAGCGCAACAAACUGGUGGAAACGAUGAUGCAAGCCGAUAUGGACGAUGUUGAUGCCGCAUCCAUGUUCCCCCCAGAGCUCACUCGUCGCUACACUCUCAACUUUAAGCCUCUCACACCCUCUGGCUCCAGCAGCGACCGCGCUGGCAAGGCGCUUGCCGUACGAAACGUGCGGGGUGAACACUUGGGUUCCCUGAUCACUGUUCGCGGCAUCACCACCCGUGUUUCCGAUGUCAAACCAGCUGUUCAGAUUAAUGCCUACACAUGCGACCGAUGUGGCUGCGAAGUCUUUCAGCCUGUUACCACUAAGCAGUACCUCCCUCUUACGGAGUGUUUAUCUGAAGAGUGCAAGAAAAACAAUUCGAAGGGCCAGCUAUUCCUCUCCACUCGUGCAUCCAAGUUCAUUCCUUUCCAGGAAGUCAAGAUCCAAGAAAUGGCGGAUCAGGUGCCAGUGGGUCAUAUCCCCCGAACUCUGACUAUCAACUGCCACGGAGCUCUUACUCGGCAACUGAACCCGGGUGACGUUGUCGAUGUCGCCGGCAUUUUCCUGCCUACUCCGUACACUGGAUUCCGGGCCAUUCGUGCCGGUCUCCUGACCGAUACCUACCUUGAAGCCCAGCACAUCACCCAGCACAAGAAGUCCUACAAUGACAUGGGUAUGGACAACCGGACUUUGAAGAAAAUUGAACAAUACCAGAAUUCUGGCAAUAUGUAUGAAUUUCUUGCCCGCUCCAUCGCUCCUGAGAUCUUCGGACAUCUGGAUGUCAAGAAGGCUCUUCUCUUGCUGUUGAUUGGUGGCGUGACUAAGGAGAUGGGUGAUGGAAUGCACAUUCGUGGUGACAUAAACAUCUGCCUUAUGGGUGAUCCUGGUGUCGCCAAAUCUCAGUUGUUGCGAUACAUUACGAAGGUCGCUCCUCGUGGUGUUUACACCACCGGUCGUGGUAGCAGCGGUGUUGGUUUGACUGCCGCUGUUAUGAGAGACCCGGUUACUGAUGAGAUGAUGCUCGAGGGUGGCGCUUUGGUACUCGCCGACAAUGGCAUCUGCUGUAUUGAUGAGUUCGAUAAAAUGGACGACUCCGAUCGUACUGCCAUUCAUGAAGUGAUGGAACAGCAGACUAUUUCCAUUUCAAAGGCCGGCAUCACCACUACAUUGAACGCCCGCACUUCCAUCUUGGCGGCUGCUAACCCCCUGUAUGGUCGCUACAACCCUCGGCUCUCGCCUGUGGAAAACAUCAAUCUGCCCGCCGCCCUGCUGUCUCGUUUUGAUGUCAUGUUUUUGCUUUUGGAUUUACCUUCGCGGGAAACUGACGAGGAAUUGGCCAACCACGUUACCUACGUCCAUAUGCACAACAAGCACCCAGAGACCGAAGACGCAGGCAUCAUGUUCACUCCUCACGAGGUCCGUCAAUAUAUCGCCAAGGCGCGAGCCUUCCGUCCUGUUGUUCCCUCAAACGUCUCUGAAUACAUGGUCGGCGCAUAUGUCGCUAUGCGGAAACGUCAAAAGAAGGACGAGGCCAGGAAACAGCAAUUCUCGCACGUCACCCCGCGUACUCUCCUUGGCAUUGUGCGUCUCUCGCAAGCUCUUGCCCGUCUUCGCUUCAGCGAAGAGGUUGUUCGUGAGGAUGUUGACGAGGCUUUGCGUCUCAUUGAAGUCAGCAAGGCUUCUCUCUACAAUGAUGGUGAUUCAGGUGCCGACCACACGCCUACCAGCAAGAUUUACACUUUGAUCCGCAAUCUAUGGGAGAGCGGUGCUGCUGCUAUGGGUGACGGUGAAGACAAUGAACUUAGCUUGCGGCGUGUGCGUGAGCGUGUGCUGGCGAAGGGCUUCACUGAGGAUCAGCUCACCACUUGUCUCCAUGAGUAUUCCGAGGCUAACGUUUGGCAAGUUUCCGGAAACGGAUCUCGCCUUGUUUUCGUUAACGUCGAUGAUGAGAUGGAUGUUUAA